AUGUCCGUCGGUGAGGGCGCUAAUCAAACACCUGAUAGCCAGCGUCGAAACCAAUACCACCAAAUAGCAACCGGAUCUGAGUCUUUUUUCCCUUCUACAUCUCAGUCUUUGGCAGCUCGACAGCAACAUCGGGCGCCAGCAAUUAACUACUCAUUUGUUCACUCCCCAGAACAACAAGGGAUUCCAAUUAACUAUCGCAGUCAUAACUAUAAUCACCGCUCCUGUUUUCCCUGUUUACCUAAUUCCGGAGGUACCGUUAGUGUCAGUGAAAACGAUUCAGCUGUUCAACUCUCUGCAGACCACAGCAAUCCCAAUCCCCUUAACGAGCUCGACUUCCGACUCAUGAAUAUUGAACCGAAUAUGUCGCCAUCUUCUGGCAUUACGUCGCCUAUGGAUUUGGGUUUCACAAACAUCGGCGAUGAACAGAGUAUUGACAACAUUGACCUCAAUAACAUAACGCCUUCUAUUAAACUUGCCUCAUCAUUGACUCUUUUGGGACCAAGUGACUUUCCAUCUGGAGGCGGUAACGGAAGCGGCGGAGGUAACAAUAGCGGUCGUCGUGGUAAACUGCUGGUAAAAAGUGACAUUUCAAAAGGUCGUGAAAGUGGUGGAGGUUUCGGGGGGAGUGAGAUGCCUUCCACCUCCUGUCCAGCUGACGACAGUGGCGGAGCAUAUCUCACUGUCGGAGAGUCCUUCGAGAGCCCUACGGGUGCUUUGAGCAUCCCUCGAGCCAGGGGCGGUGGUAAUGGUAACGCCUCGGGUGGCAGUGGGGCUAGUAGUGUCACCGGAACCUGGGGUGGUAGCAGUCUCACCAGUCUCUCCGGCCCCCCUAACCUCCCCAUGCUCUCGGGCAACUCUGCUAGCAACGAUAAUCAGCGUGUUGCUAUGAUCAGGGCUCGCAGCAAGAAAGACAGCCAUAAUCGAACGCCUUGUGCUCUCUAUCCCGGCUGCUCGCAUCCUCGAACUGUUGCCAUGGCGGUUGAACGGAAACGUCGGGAUUACAUUAACUGCCAGAUCACGGAGCUAGGCACUCUACUCCCCGAAGAGAUGUUCCGCGAAAAUGACUGCAAGAAGAACAAGGGCAGUAUUCUGAAGAACUCGGUGGAGUAUAUAUCUGCUCUACAACGAGAGAAUCAUUGUUACGCCGAUCUCUAUAACGAGACCAACCUUGCCAAUUCCGUCAUCGAUCGUUUGGUAAAGCGCAUUCAGGAUCUAGAGUCACUUUUGCCGUCAGAAUACCUAACCAAGGUGGCUCUCGCGGGUCCAGCUGACUACCGACAAAUGCUUCAGGAAUGGUCAAAGUUACAUGAUAGCAAUCAACAGAAAAUCUCCUCCAGCGCCGCAGCUGCUGGAGCAUCCGCCGGGACUGUCGGUGGGCGUGGUGGUGUUGGGCAGGUCUCCGUCGAUACCAGUGAAUCCUCUCCCGGAAUGUCCUCCGUCGGCAACAACGACGACAUUGGCACCUAUCUUGAUGCCAGAGGUGAUUCCAACUCACCAGUGCCACUGGUUGGUCGACCAAGUCGCACUCGCUGCACUUCGACAUCCUCAACAACGGGACAGCCGAUGACUUUGAGUGUAGCCGGUAGCGGCGUUGGCGGUACUGGCGGUAUAGAGGGAGCUCCUUUGGCGGCGCCCCCUCUGGUAGGCUCUUUACCCUCUCGUGGCGCUCGCAUUCUGCCUGCCACCUCCCCACCGAAUCCCACACAGGCGGGUGGGCGUCUGACGCAGAUGCGUCCCCUCUUCUCCCAACUGUACACCAGCGGGGGUGGUGCUAAACAUCCCUCACCGCCCUCAGGGAGGAUUGCGGGCAAACGUACUGCUUCUGGGAGACCUCCCGCCACGAAAAUGGAGGAGGGUGGUGCCAUUGCAGUGCCAAAACAAAGUCCCGUGUUUUCUGCCAACAGUGGAAGCAAUACUUUCUGUGGCGGUGGUAGCAGUAGAUUUGGAGGUCUUAGCGCUAGCCUCCCUGUGAGAAUGGCUCCAGAUGAUUUUCCUUCCACUUCGGAGAUGAAUACUGAUGAGCCCUAUCUUCGUAUGACUUCUGACAGCGGUGAGAGAGGCAGAUGCCAGGAUGGAAUGGCAACCGCAUUCAAGCCUGAGCCCAUGGCGGAGGUGUCCUGCAACCCGCCUACCACCUUCCAUUCACACUCUUACCAGCCCCAAUUCGGUGCUGGUGGCGGCGCUAGUGGUGGAGGCGUUCAGCCUAUUUGGGCGCAGCGACUGUCACGUCCUCUCUCCGCCGGACAGCACCAACAAUUACCCACAGAGACAUCGCCGGCACAGCAGGCUAGCGGCAUGUCAGACGAACUACAGUUCGACCACGCCAUGUAA
Molecule: messenger RNA, 2331 nt
Organism: Echinococcus granulosus
Lineage: Eukaryota; Metazoa; Platyhelminthes; Cestoda; Cyclophyllidea; Taeniidae
Product: Microphthalmia-associated transcription factor
Exons: 9
Coding region: 1-2331 (776 amino acids)
Biological process (GO): regulation of transcription by RNA polymerase II
Cellular component (GO): nucleus
Molecular function (GO): DNA-binding transcription factor activity, RNA polymerase II-specific; protein dimerization activity; RNA polymerase II cis-regulatory region sequence-specific DNA binding
Source: RefSeq, a predicted model, not a curated record